GUCACACGCACAACACAACACAACACGCAGAGAGGAGACUGCAGCGGAGCCAACGGAGGCAUAGACUUCCAAAGGAAGAACAGAAGAAGAGAAUAAAAUAAGAAGGAAGAAGCUCGCAGUAGUUAGCUGAUUUGCAGGGAGGGAGAAGAGAGGGAAGGUCAAUUCAAGAGAAGAGCACAGCUAGAAUGGCUUUGGGAGAUGACUCUCCUGCCUCUUACAUCCACAUGGUGCAGCAUCUGAUAGAGAGAUGCAUGACGUUCGGGAUGAGCAUGGAAGAGUGCAUGGAGACGCUGUCGAAGCGCGCCGACGUGCAGCCAGUCGUCACCUCCACAGUGUGGAAGGAGCUGGAGAAGGAGAACAAGGAGUUCUUCGACAAGUACAAGCAGUUGAGAUCAGAAAAGGGAGGCGUGAGCAGCUCCUGAUCACAACCAGGAGACCAGAUGACAUGCGGCUAGCUAGCAGAUUAAUUGUGAUGAUUAAGCUGGCACGAAUUAUUUUCAUUACUUCUUACUAGAUCUCUGUACUUAGGAAAUAAGACAUGGGGAGGUGAAAAUAGAUCAGGCUGCGGCUAUGUAUGGUGGUGCUUGCGUGUACAGGGUUGGCAAGAAAGCAGCAGCCAUCUGAUCAUCGCUCUAGUGGGCUACGUGUAGCUCCAGAACUGUAUCCACCAUCAAUUUCACCUCCGACUCUACGGUUAAUAUUCCUUCUCACAGGGAGUGCAAUACCUAACGUCUUGCAUUUGACAAAGAAACACCGUUUCCUCUUGUAAAUUAAUUAAGCUGUGCUAGCUCAUGGAU
Molecule: messenger RNA, 797 nt
Organism: Oryza brachyantha (malo sina)
Lineage: Eukaryota; Viridiplantae; Streptophyta; Magnoliopsida; Poales; Poaceae
Exons: 3
Coding region: 186-422 (78 amino acids)
Source: RefSeq, a predicted model, not a curated record